Anarrhichthys ocellatus (wolf-eel) is the source of this 4303-nucleotide messenger RNA. Its product is annotated as mucin-17-like. Gene Ontology annotation, molecular function: protein binding. The record is from RefSeq and is a predicted model, not a curated record. NCBI's taxonomy places the organism in Eukaryota, Metazoa, Chordata, Actinopteri, Perciformes, Anarhichadidae. The annotation marks the transcript as partial. The transcript has 7 exons.
AUUCAUGUAUAUAUGUUGUACUCCCUCUCAUUUGUUUUGUUUAUUCGUCUGGUCCUCACAGAAGGAGAGUGACCAGCAGAUAAGGGUCCAGGUGGACGGCAGCCUGACCACCUUCACCCAGACGGGCCUGGCAGCCGGUCAGGAAUACACCGUCGGCGUCACCGGAGACAUCGACGGCAGGAAGGGAGCCGAGAGUUCCACUGAAUUCAUGACCCUCACCCCCGGUCCCUCCAACCUCCGAGUCGUCAAGACGACAUCCACGUCUGCGGUGGUCCAAUGGGAGCAGUCGCAGGGUGAGAUCGACAGGUACCGCUUGACCGUCACGCCCAACGACGGAGCGGGGAAGAGUCAGGAGAUGACGGUCCCGGCUGGACAAGACUCCGCCCACAUCCGGCUGCUGGAGGCGGGGCGUUUGUACGACGUCGAAAUGGUGGCGGAGAAGGGAACGAGUCGGAGCAAACCAGCAACCAAUCAGGUUACACCAGGGAAGACUUUUCCAAGGGUUACCACAGCAGCUUUGACGCUAGCACCUGGACAAGAUGUUGGCGACGGACACCAAGAGUUUAACCCCUCGGCUGAGGUUCACGUCUUUGACCAACAGGGGAGGAGGGAGGAAGUGAAAGUCGGAGGUAUAGCUGGCCCUAACAAAGACUCCACAACCUCUGUGAUUGCAAGAACUAAACCUCUGGUCAGCAAAAAGAUGGGAAUAAAUGGCACCAUGGCCAAAGUCACAGAAAGGUCUGCAUUGUACAGGAAGCCAAAUGUCUCAGGCCCUUUCCGUUUAAACACAACCAGAGUCGUAUCUGGAUGGAGACAGUUUGGCCCAGGCUCUUUGAAAAAGCCCCCGGUGGGGCAGAAGAAGAAGGCACCAAUUGUACCCAAAAAACCUAAACCAGGUGUCCCCACUAUCAGAGACAGGACAAUAGCUUUGUCUAUGAGAGGCCCGGAUGUGGAGGCAUCAAGCACCAAGAGGAGGGUUGACAAGAAUCCAGCUAUAACGUCUGGGACCGAUUCAGAUACAAACAGACAAAGUAGCUCCGAGGAACCAACCGUUGAUGUCGGCUCCAAAGAACAACCAGAUGUUGGCAAGACAGGCCAGGGAAACGACACUGCUCCAGUGUCUUCAGAGCCAACUGGGACUGUUCGAAGCCAAGAGAAGAAAUGUAUGAACAAAGUCAAAGUGACACACAUUAGAUUACCCCAUCGGGGCAGAGGCAGUGGGUAUAGAGGUGAUGGAACUGCGCUGGUAGGAAAGACACCGGGUUCAGAUCAAGGUUCCUCUGAAACAGAUGACUUGAGACCCUCGUCUGCAGAGACGGACCGCGACAAUUCAACAGAUCCUUUACUCAAACUCCUGACGGACACUUUUGACAGUUUGAAUAUCACAUCUUUUUCUGUUCACCUGUCCAAACCAUCAAAUCUCUCUGUUAAUGCAGAAACAGCGAGCAAGCAGAUUUUAAGGGGAUUGAGGCCAUUGUCGCCAUCCUUGUCCUGGUCAUUGCCUUCAUCAACUUCACAUUCAUCAUCAUCAGCACGGUCAUCGUCCUCAUCCUCUUUAUCAUCACAUUCACUUGGUCCAUCUUCAUCAGCAGCAGCUUCAUCACCACCACAUUCAUCAUCGCAUUCUUUAGGUGAACCGUCAUCAUCAUUGCCAUCAUCCCCAUCCUCUUUAGCACCACCUUCACAUGCUCCAUCUUCACCAACAGCAGCGCCAUCAUCCUCACUAACACUGUUAAUGUCAUCCCCCUCAUCCACACCGUCACCACCAUCAUCAUCACUACCAUCAUUACCAAGAUCAACUCCAUCAUCAUCCCUUUCCAACUCAGAUAAAUCAGGUUCAGUUGGAAGUAAAGAACCACAUGUUGAUAACCGCAAAAGUACGACUGACGUUACAUCACCUGAAGACAGAAAACUACCGCCCUCAAGACCUAUUUUCCAACGCACACCUGCAAAACAUGGAUACGUACGUCGUCUGCGCCCAAACUUUGCAUCGUUUCAGAACAGAACCCGUCUAAAUUCAAGAGUUCCUCACCAUUUGACUCCUCGUUUGAACCUCGUCCCGAAAGGAGAGACAGAGACCAGGCAUACAUCCACGAGUGAAUUAUCGUUUUCACCAUCUUCAUCUGCCUCAGAGGACUCUUUAGUUGAGGUAAAUUCACCAAUAAGGGGUACGAGUGGAGACAAAGAUCGGGCAACUACAACUGCAUCCUCUGGAGUUGAACAAAACCAGGAAAAGAUGCCAACUGGAAGAGGACGAAUCCCAGUUCACCGUCUUCCUCCAAAUGGAGGAUACCUGCUGCGUCGUCCAAACUUUGGAGCUCUUCAGAACCGGACUCAUCCAAAUUUGAGGCUGCUUCCUCCGCCCUCUCGACCUUUAAAUCCUGCAUCAGAUACAAGGUUAGACCAGGUAUCUUCCACUGAAUUGCCAGCCACUUCUUCUUCUCCUGUCUCCAAAGAAUCCUAUGGAACUGAAGAUACAGGGCCAAAAGUAGGCAAAAAUGUAGACAGAGUUGGGACAAGAUUGUCCUCGACAAUCAUGUCCACUGAGUUCAAUCAGACCAUCAGAGGAAGUGGAGUGCCUUCCUCUCAUCGCCCCACUAACAAAGGUGGUUACAUCCGUCAGCCGCAACUGUAUGGUGGACGUUUCCAAAACAAAACCCGCACAAACCUGAGACCACCUCAACACCCACAUAAGGGGCCCAUGAGGAAGUUUUUCCCAAACAAAAGGCUAAAUGGAGGCAAUACUGUUGGAGGUCAAAUUAUGCAAUUAGAAAAGGAUAAUACCCCUGAAAACCAAUCAGGAGGGCAGGAUGCCACCAUGCCUACCCAAGGAGUCCAAAUUAGACAAUCAGGAGAACAAGACACUGCAGAAGUAAUUCCACAUUCCCAAAUGGAUGGCCAUGAUGCAACCAUCAGACCACAGAUUAAUGAAUUAGAAGGGUGGGACAAUGCUCCGAUCCAAACCCCUAAAUCUGGAGGAGAAACAACUAGCACCCCAGAUUCAAACUCUGACACCCAUAAAGAGAAAGUCAAUGCUGGCAAAAACACUGGAGCUAUAAGUCGAGGUGGACUUAAUGUCAAACAAACUUCCUCCGAUUCAAGACAUGAAGCCCCGAGACCAGUUCCACUUCCAAAGCGCCAACCACCAUCAAGAGGUACAACCGCACAGCAUCACGCCCAGAUAAGACGCUACAACAGUGGGAGUAAACGGAGAGUGGAAACAAAAACAAAUAAUACCGCAACAAAUUUGUUUGACAGUAAACCCGAGCAGACAAGAAGUGUUGAUUCCAAACCUACAACGGGAUCAGAUGGAUCUUCUUCCGGAGUCACAAGGGAACCUCUGAACCACGUGGGAGUGACGAACCGGACCUCUGAUGGAUUUACGCUCAUAUGGGAGUCACCGGAAGAGAAGUUCAAAAACUUUGUGGUGACAAGCAGAGAUGUUGGGAAAGAUGAAGAAAAAGAGAAAGAGGGUGGCAAUGAGGAGGAGGAAGCGAAGCAUCAUCCAACUGAAGAAACAGAAUCCGAAGAUGAAAAUAGAGUACCUGAAAGUGUCUCUGCACGAGGUCAAAGGAUCCUAAGCAGCAUAAAAGCCAAACCUGUAGCAGGAAGUGACAAAACCUUCAAAAAAGUUCUUCCUGGUUCAGCUCGCUCUUUCCAGUUUGAGAAUCUUCCUCCUCAGACCGAGUACACCGUGACCUUGCUUGGAAAGGGACCCGGCCUUCUGUCCAGACUACACAAGCUUGUCAUCAGUACAGGCCCGGAGCCUCCGACCGACAUCGUCUUCAGUGAGGUGUCGGAAAACUCUCUGACGGUGUCGUGGACCAAACCCAAGACGCCCAUCAGUGGUUUCAAAGUCACCUACACCCACACAGAGGAGGGUGAGCCGGUGUCCGUGUCCCUGGACUCGGACGACUCCACCCUCGGCCUAUCGAAGCUCUCACCUGGUUCUUCUUACGAGGUCAGCAUCAUCUCCGUCCUCGGACUGGACGAGAGCGAUCCGAUGAAAGACUUCGUCACGACACUCCCCGACCCGCCGACAGACCUCCGGGCCUUAAACGUCACGGACACCAGCGCCUUGUUGUUGUGGCGUCCAGCGAUGGCCGCCGUUGAUAAGUACGCCAUCGUUUACGGCGCCGGGACCGACUCAGAGUUGAGGAUCACCGUCUCUGGAAACGCAGCGGAGCAGCAGCUGAGCGGUCUGGAGGGAUCCACCACGUACACAGUCACCAUCAGCAGCCUGCUGGGCAGCUCGCAGAGCCCAGAGGCCUCCAGCAGCUUCACCACCACCGGAGGUCCACAC